AGGAGAGAGAGAGUGAGGGAGUGUUUUAAAGCCGGCAGGAGGCAUGAUGUCCUACAUUAAGCAGCCCCAUUACGCCGUGAACGGGUUAACGCUGUCCGGCCCGGGCAUGGAUCUGCUCCACUCCGCAGCCGUCGGAUAUCCCAGCACGCCACGUAAGCAGCGUCGGGAACGCACCACCUUCACGCGUGCGCAGCUGGACAUCCUGGAGGCUCUAUUUGCCAAAACUCGUUACCCAGACAUCUUCAUGAGGGAGGAGGUGGCUCUCAAGAUCAACCUGCCUGAAUCUAGAGUUCAGGUCUGGUUUAAAAACCGCCGUGCCAAAUGCCGCCAACAGCAGCAGCAGAGCACAGGCCAGUCAAAACCCCGACCUCCUAAGAAGAAGGCUUCCCCUGCCAGAGAGGCACCCACCGAGGCCAGUGCCAACCCAACCAAUGGGCCCUACAGCCCCCCGCCCCCUCCCCCAGGCACAGCCAUCACCCCCAGCUCAAGCUCCGCCAGUGCCACCGUAUCCAUCUGGAGCCCAGCCUCCAUCUCUCCGCUGCCGGAUCCCUUGUCAGCCUCCACCACCCCCUGCAUGCAGCGCACCACCACCUACCCCAUGACCUACACCCAGGCUCCGGCCUACAGCCAGAGCUACGCAGGCUCCUCCUCCUACUUUACCGGCCUGGACUGCAGCUCCUACCUGUCCCCCAUGCACCCGCAGCUGUCGGGCACCGGAGGGGCCCUGAGCCCCAUAACGGCCUCCUCGAUGGGAGGGCCCCUCAGCCAGUCCCCCGCCUCGCUCUCCUCACAGGGCUACACGGCCGCCUCGCUGGGGUUCGGAGCCGUCGACUGUCUAGACUACAAAGACCAAGCUGCCUGGAAGCUCAAUUUCAAUGCCGCUGACUGUCUGGACUACAAAGACCAGAACUCCUGGAAGUUCCAGGUCUUGUAAAUCACAGCGGGUUAACAACAGGAGGAGGGGGAAAGUGGGAAAUCAAACAAAAAUGAAGUAGUGUGAAUAACCCCAUAUUACUGUUGGUGUUUUAGAAGAAGACAGAGCUGGGGACACAGAGACAUUCGUGACGUCAGCUGAGGAACCAAUCAGCUCAAAUAAAUGUUGCAGAAAAAGAAAAAAAAAAUGUGUGGAAGUUGAAUGAUCUGUUGAUGCUUGAGUUUUCUGAAUGUAGGAUUUCCAUGUUUAUUUUUUAGGAUGCGUAGAUAGCCUUCAAGUGAGGCCACAUGUGAGGAACACAAGACUUAUAUUGUGUAAUAUAAGGCCCUGUCUGUUUUCAGCAGACAACGUUGUCGUGUAAAUAGAGGCUUAAUUAUUCAGACCUGAGUGUUAAAACGACUUUGAUUAAAACUCUUUCAUGAGAAUCUUACACUGAAAAUCCAAAAACAAAAAAAUCAUCUCUACUGGUUGUUUAUAUAAUCUGACACAAUUUAGCUGAAAUAAGCAUCUCUUUGUUGGUCCUGACUUCAAUGGAAAAAAGCAGAAGCAGUUCUACAUUUUAUCAAAAACUUUACCCCCUCAAGCUUUUAAUUUGUCACCUGAUUAACAAUCUAAGAACUGGGCCUGGCAUUGGUCAGGAAAGGAGCUGUGGAGUUCUCAUGGUGACAGUGUUAGAGUAACCCCUAGCCCAGAAGAAACACAAAGCAGGGACAUAAAUGUUUCCAGUGAGCCUUCUGGAAAGAGUCCCUCCUGAGACUGCAGUACAAACCUGCUGCCUUUGAGCACGGCAGUAAUCUACGCCAACAACAAUGGCUCGUACAUUGUUCGUUUAAUAGGAUCACUUUCACGUAAGGUGGACAACAAUGGUCACAUUGUGGUGCCCCCCCACCCGAUUCCGCCCCCUCUCUUCAGCUACCUGAGAUAAGCAGUUCUUGAAAUCACUGCUCUGGUGGGCAGCUUGAUUGGGGAGAAGACCGCACCAGAGAAAGGGAAGGGGCAGUCUGUCCCUUUUGCACAGUGUCCGGUGCCUCGCUCUGCUCCAACUUGUAAAGAAGUGACACCUCUUUUUUGUGUUCGAUAUUUUUUCUUUAAUUGAUCAUCUCUUUGUAUUAGACUUUAACAAUACUAUGUUUCUUUAAAAAAAUGUGAAUUUGUUGAAGUACAAAAAAAUGUGGUAAUUUGUUCUGAGCCAGUAUUAUCAGUAUUAAUACUAUCAUUAUCGCUACUAUGACUCCAGCCGACAUGGAUGUUGCUAAUAAAAGUAUUUUUAUGUUGUGGUUUUGUAAAUAUUAAAACUUGAAAAAGCAAUCUCAUCUGAUAUCACCCAACUGGCUUUGUCUCUCUCUUCGUCAUCCUUAAAAUCUAGAAAAAUGCCAACUUUUUACUGUUCAUGUUUCUCUCGUUUAUACUUCUUUUUCUUUUCAAACUCAGGGGUUCGUCCAAUAAAACUAGCACUGAUGGCACACAAUGCUAUUUAUGCUUCUUAAUCAUUUGUAUGUUCAUCUUCUGCAUUGUAUUCUUCUCUGCCUAUUUUUCUGCCAUGGAAUAUUUCAUUUGUCUCCUGUGUUUGAGCAUUUCCAACAUUACCAUGCUAGAUAGCAAUGAUGUUUCUAAUGAGACAUUAAAUGACUUAAUUAAA
Girardinichthys multiradiatus is the source of this 2573-nucleotide messenger RNA. Its product is annotated as homeobox protein otx5-like. Lineage: Eukaryota; Metazoa; Chordata; Actinopteri; Cyprinodontiformes; Goodeidae. Gene Ontology annotation, molecular function: RNA polymerase II cis-regulatory region sequence-specific DNA binding; DNA-binding transcription factor activity, RNA polymerase II-specific. The transcript is spliced from 3 exons. The record is from RefSeq and is a predicted model, not a curated record. Gene Ontology annotation, biological process: regulation of transcription by RNA polymerase II; multicellular organism development. The coding region runs from base 44 to 934 and encodes 296 amino acids. Gene Ontology annotation, cellular component: nucleus.